AUGGAUAAUGUUCUUCUCGCCAUUAGGAUGAACGCCUCGAUGCUGUCGGUACAACUGAUUCAUAAUCACAUGUGGAAGUAUGUUUCUAUACCAGACAGUUGGCGAAGUAAGAAUUACGCCUUUGAGUUUGUUGAAGCAAUCAACGAGGUGGUUGUAAAGAACAUACUGACAGAACUUCGAGUAGCAUCGUUCCACACGCUUAUAGUUGAUGAAAGUACUGACAUAACUGUACAUAAAAUGCUAAUCCUUUAUUUUAAAUUUCGUCCAGUCAAUUCUUUAUUCUACAAAACCGUUUUUGGUGGGAUAAUUCAGCUUACUGCAUGUGAUGCCUCAGCUCUGGAGGCAGCCAUAACACAGUACUACACUGAACACCAACUUGAUAUGAACCGCAUGGUAAUGAUAACAUCAGACGGGGCAUCGGUUAUGUUAGGCCGUAGGAAGGGAUUAGCUGCUUUACUGAAGGCUAAGGUACCCCAUCUUGUUGAACAGCACUGUGUUGCUCAUCGAUAA
Physella acuta is the source of this 510-nucleotide messenger RNA. Its product is annotated as SCAN domain-containing protein 3-like. The record is from RefSeq and is a predicted model, not a curated record. Lineage: Eukaryota; Metazoa; Mollusca; Gastropoda; Physidae.